CUAGUAUGAGGCAGCCUUGUGGGUUUUUCUGCCGUUUGCGUCUUCAAGAGACUUCAGUAGCUUUCCCGAACUUCCUCUUCGUGUUUGAUGUUCGGGCAAAGCUGUCAUGCCAUCCGUGAGCCCAGCGCCGUCCGGAAAGGCGGCACAUACCAAUGGCUUUACAUCCCGUCCCAGCUCAUUCGCUGCUGUCUUCCGUCUCUACUCGGGGGAGAAUGAAGUUACAAGUCAGGAGAGAGUUCUUUAAUAGCUCUCAUGUUAUUUAACUGGGAAACAAAAUCUUCCCACCUUCCCACAGAGUUACAGAGAAACUUUUCAGUCUACCUGUGGGAGAGUUUAAAGACCAGGAGCCUCUCGGUUUUACUUAGAAGUUGCCGGCUGCUGUCAAUUAGUGCCGGGGCGCUCGGCGGCCGCCCCUUACCCCUCCUGCUUUACUUCUAGAAGUUUUUCUUGUAUGAGCGUUAUGAAAGAUGUGACUCAGGUGUGUCCCUGAGCGCAGGGAAUGAACCUACGCUCGCAUUCCUGGAACACCGGCCCUGCCGUGACGGGACGAUUUGCGGGAGCGCUGCUGACAAGUGCGCGCCCCGCACGCUUCUUCCUCUUAAAAAAAGCCAAUAAAACCCGCUGUGAAUAACUCGGCUUGCCUUCUGCCUACCAUUAGAGCCAGUGAGAAGUGUUGGAUGCGUCUGUGGGGCGGAUCCUCAAUUUUGCGGGAGCGAGACUAGCACUGAUUCUGAUGAAUGAAAAAGAUGGGGGCAGAAACUUUGGUUAGUGCCGUUAGAGUGCAGUGAUCUAGUGGAAAGAAAACAAGUUUAUGUGGAGGCAGCCAUGUGUGGCAAUAGUUGUCUUAAAUCCAUCGGGUGCUGCCUUAAGUCCAGGUUUGUGAUGGCAAUUACUGCUGUGAGCAGCACUUAGCAGAAAUUAUCUCCUGUGGUUUGCCAUGAACUCCUGAAUGUGUUUCCAAGUCUUUACAAGUUAAUCUGCUCAGGAUAGUUAUCGUGUCCUGGGAGGAUGAAUCACUCAAAAUGCCUGUUUGCCUGCUCUGUAGGUUGUGCUGCUGACCAUGCCUGGAGCCCAAGCAAACUGUGGGGAGAAUGAGUAUCCCCACCAAGGACUCUGCUGUCUAUUGUGUGAAGCAGGUACUUUUGUUGCUGCUCACUGCCGUGCUUCACAUUGGAAUGGAAAAUGUGACCGUUGCACGGAAGGGAAAGAGUUUACUCCCUAUGCUAAUGGCUGGAAUGGAUGCUUGCCUUGCAGACAGUGCAAUGAAGAUCAGAUAACCCUGAGACGCUGUAAUCGAACACACGAUGCUGAAUGCCAGUGCAAACCAGGGUACUCCUGUGCUGAUGAGGACUGUGAAAAAUGUGAGAGAAACAGUCCAUUGCAUCCGGAUGGGAAAGGAAUCUUGCAGAAUUCCGCUGAUGCUACAGACACAGGCGUGCCCAGUCAAGGUCUGGUACACAAAUCCCACUCAGCUUGGUUUGUUGGGUCUGUGGCUUCAGGCUAAUAACAUCAGAGCAGUCUGUAAAACAGUGCUUUCAGCUGCUGUAACACAUUGAACAGCAGCUGUGUUUUGGUCUGGGAGUCACUUGCUAAUGACAAGUUCUCCAAGGGGUUGAAGGGACAAGGUCCCUGGAGUUUCACUUGGUGAAAAGCUCCAUGUGUUACCAGGGUCCUUUAAGUUUCAAGGGUGUCCCAGUUGAAAUUUAUGGAUAGUGCAAAGAUGUUUGUUGGGCCUGGAGUAGCUUUGUCUUCUGCCCAGAAUGCACACUGUCCGUGCUGCAGCAGCCAAAGCUUGCUAUCACCUUGUGCAUCUUGUUUCCCCUGAAGUGUCUCUCAGAAAACCUUGUGGGAGUUGUACUGCAGCUCCCUGCAGAAUUCCUUGCUGCCUUUGGGAUCAUGAUGUGCAGUGCAAAUGAGUACCCACAUGUUCAGGGCAGCUGGGAAUCCCAAUGCCUUUUCCAGGAGAAACAAUCUGAGUUGUUGUAUUAGUUUGGGCUUUGGUUCUUCUCUAGGACAAUAAGGAAUAUCUUUCUGAGGGACUGUUUCAGUACUAAUUUUAUUGUUUUGUUCUUAUUUUGCAGGAACGAUCGCUGUUUGGGGUUGUUGGGGGUUGGUUUUUCCUGUCCUCUUUGCCUGUGGAUUUUUUUUCCGUUGUUGUGCUAAGAAUUACUGAUGGCAAGGUCCUUGAGACAGGGGAGGAGGAACCUCCCUGGUUUCUUGGCAGUUUCUCUCAGAGCUGGGAGGGGACACCAUGAGAUUGGAAGCAGGUAAAAGCAGAGUGGGGGGCAGAUGCUCAAUCUUGGUGUCAGAGGAGGACGGUCGCUGCUAACGCUGCCCUCCACCACCGGGAGCUGCCCCUCUGCUGUUGGACCCCACACCCCAGGCAUGCUGGGAUGCCCUCCAGAUUUCAGCUUGCUGUUUCUGAGCAUCCCACCUCUCCUCCAUCCCUUUCCAUCUGGGACACAGCUGCCAUCACCUCAAUGCUGCUGCAGCACGUGGGGACCAUUGUACCUGUCCAUCAGGUGCCAGUGCUCACUUCCAGCUCUGCUGGGAACGUCACUGAAGGGGAAAGUGCCUGAGGCUUAGAGGGCUGGAACUGGACUACUGUUCAGUUUGUUGUUCAUUCCAUUAUUAUUUAUUUGCCUUAUUGUAUAUACUAUUAAAGAACUGUUAUUCCUAUCCCCAUCUCCUUGACUGAUACCCUCUUAUUUUCAAAAGUACAUAAAUUCAGAGGGAGAGGAUUUUCUUAUCCAUUUCAAAGGAGGGCCCUGCUUUCCCUAGCACACUCUUUGAAUCCAGCACAGAUUUUGGCAUGCAAUGGUGUGGCCUGAGAGCAGUGGGAGGAAAGGGUGAAAAAAGACUGGCACUUCUUGUGUUUUAAUUUCUUCUGUUGGGUGGCACCAUGUGGUCUAGCUUGCCCUGGUUCAGGUUGCAUGGGCUCACAGCUGUGUCUCUCCCAUUUGCAGUCCCUUAUCUAAACAAGGGUCCUAUAACUAAGGUUACUGUGGCUGUUUUCCAGCUUAUUUUGUGGGUGGGUAUGGUGAGAAAUACGUGAAUUUUUAGCUUCCUCUGGAAGGUAGGUACAUGGAUUCAGAGCUGUUGUACACUAACAGUGUAUGUGUUUGGGGUACUUCAAUGAUAGUACAUACUGUGAGGAAGUGACAGCAGGGAAAGUUUUCUCCCAGCCCUUCAUCCUUUUUUUUAGGUGCACCCCACCAGUUUUUGAAGGCUGCAAAUCUCUAAAUGCUAAUGAUACCAUAGAGUGGCUGGUGUUGCUGAUAUGCCUGUUCUGUUUAGCAUUCAGAGAUAUGGGGUGAUUGGCUUGCAUGACCACCCUGAUAGCUACCCUAGAAAAUAGGGAUGCUGCCUCACAGCCUGACAGUGUCCUAGGGACUAGGGAUACUGCCCCAGAGCCUGACCCUGCCCCACAACCCACCUCAGAAAUAAACCCCCCAGACUGGGUGGGGGUUCUAGUGAAGGACAUAUGUGAGAUGGGCUGGUUGCUAAAGGAAUACACUUGCCCAGCUGGUGAGAAAGCCUCCACAUACCCUAAAGAGGAAGAGUCUGAUGGUGCAGUCGUGGAACCCCACAAACAUUACAUCUGUCCACAUUCCAGCUGAACUGCAAGGGUAGUCAAAGCCAGCAGCAGUCAUUCCUGUGGAAACUAAGAAGUCUAAGAUUGAAUCAAAGCACCUAGAUAAUAAGGAUAAGAAAUGAGAGCCCUGACAACCUGCAGAGGACCCAGAGGUUGCGAUCAUCACCAAGUCCCUGUCAUUUGAAAGUCUCUGUAAUCUGCAAGAAGGCAUUGCAGGAUGGGACUGUGAGGCUUUCACAACCUGGCUACUUGGGCUCUGGGACCUUAUGGGAAUAGGCAUUCAACUGGAUGGUGCUGAGGCAAGGAGUUUGGGACCUUUGACCCAGGACUCAGGUGUGGAUCAGGUAUUCGUAAGAGAGACAGACCCCCUUUCCCUCUGGGAGCAGCUUUUAAUGAGUGUGAAAGAGAGGUUUGUCCCCAGACAAGAUGCAGGAGCACCACUACAGAAUGCACGGGAAGACCCUUGAGGGAGGGAUCCAACAGCUGAUAGAAGUGGCAGUACUGGAGGAACACUUUGGGAGGGGCAGAGAGCAUGACAAUAACCCUGACAAGGUCAGGGGCACAGGGCACAUGCUGUGGAAUGUGGCAAACCUAGGACCAUGUUAAUACACCACCUUCACUGCAACGAUUAAUGCUGAUGACACCUGAGAAACCACAGGUUGUGUUGCUAUCAAGAUUAGGAAUGCUGAGAGUGUGAUCAAUGGCCCAAUGCAGGCUCGUGUCUCUGCUGUGGUUAAGAGUCUCCAAGAGGAGAUGAAGAAGGUGAGGAGGAACAUUUCCCAUCUGGUACCUGUGCAAAUCACAGGCUCCAAAGUCAGAGCCCAACAUCCCCAGCUCAGGACAGAGGGUACACGCCACGAGCUGACCUGUGCUUCUUUUUGUGUGACCAUGGGGAAGACAUGAGAAGGUGGAUGGGAAACGCACUUCUGUCCUGGCAGCACAGGUGCACCAACUCAGGGAAGGAAACCCUAAGUGAGGGAGCUACACUAAACUGAAAGUAGCCUCAGCCUCCCAUGACCAGGGUGCUGGAUAUUACAGAAGUGAGGAUGAUCUGUUGGAUCCCAUUGAAGGACCCUGUAGUAAGUAGGCUUAGAUACCCGUGUGCUUAUCUUUCCACUAAUUUAAUUAAUAAUUGAACCAUAGAGGCAGCCCUGAAAAGAGACCUGUGCCUGAUCUUCUCUCUCUGUUUACGAUGUCUGCCAUAGACCAGUCACGUGGAGUAGGAGAGCUUUAGAUUUGUUCUAACUAACCCAUAAAGGCUCCCAAGAGAGCCAUAGCUCCCAAGAGAUCAUCACAGGUAAGACUUUUCCAGCUGUGAUCUCUCUGUAUGGGUUGUCCAAAAUGUUGUGGAAAAGCACAAGAGGGACCAUAUCUGACAUGGGAGAAUUUUCAGUGUUGAAAUGCCUGUGGGAAGUUUUCUGCCCAGUGAAUUCUUAUGUGCUCUGGAACUGGUUCCAUCUCACAGCAGGAGAUUUCAGGAACAAAGCAUUUCUGGGUCAUGUGAACCAAGUUGAGAUUGGAAAGGGUUUCGGGGGCUCUGCCUGUUUUAUCAAGGGAACCCCUGGGGGUCCAUCAUGCCCCGUGGGUCUGUGCGUGUCGGGUGUUUGGUUGCCAUUAUGAGUUCAUGAGCUGAGGUAGAGAUGGAGGGUGGGGCUGGCCUGGCUGGGACGAACUCUGGCACCUGUGACAUCACAGGAGCCGCGUCACAAUGGGGGCAGCUAUCAACCCAAGCAGCAGGUGACCCUGCUCCAGUCCAGCCUCGGCGAGCGGCGAGUGCGCACGCAGACAGGAGGCUGUGCUGAACGCGGGACGAGGGCCACGGCAGAACUGCAAGUACCCAGGGAGCUGCUUCUCACCGGGCAUCCAGAGGCCGAUCCCUUGUGGAACUGCCUUUGGCAGGGCACGGUGCCGCUGCUGCUGGGGCAGCAGCACAGCCUGGCAGCUGCCUGGGCCCCUCCUUCCUGCCUUCACAUAGAUUCCAAGGAAUCCUGUCCCCACUUUCCCUAUCGUUACCUCCCUCCCAUCUUCACCCAUCCCCUACCCAACUGCUGAGGCCAUGCUUCGCACUACCUUCCUUCUCUUGCUUGUGCAAGGCCUCCUCCAGUACCCGCAGCAGGCCGGGGAUGGGCUGGAUGAGGCCGCACGGGAGCGCAUGCAGCAGCGCGCUGAUUUUCUGAACCAGGAGAUGGCUCGGCUGGUGCAGGAACUGGAGCAGGACAGCCUGGAGCACAGUGGUGUGGCCUGGGGAGCCCUGCUCGUCUGGCAGUUCUGGGCUGUCACUGGACUCCUUGUCCUUCUCUUGGCGCUGUGGUUUGGACUGCACAAAAUCAGAUGGGAUCCAGAUAACAGCGGCCUCAAGGAGAGCUCCAGCAGCAGCUUGGAGGAGGAGGAAGAGGAAGGACACAACGUGUUUGCAAAGAGAGAAGUAGGAAAUGACAGUGAAAAUGUAGAAGAGGACAAUAAGGAUGGAAAUGAAGAAGGCAGCAAUGCAGAUGUGGAAGAGGACAACAAGGACGGGAAAGGAGAAGGCACUAGUGCAGAUGUAGAAGAGGACAAUAAGGACGGGAAUGGAGAAGGCACUAAUGCAGAUGUGGAAGAGGACAAUAGGGAUGGGAAUGGAGAAGGCUGCAUGAAGGAUGCAAAGGCUGAAAGCAGCGUGGGAAAUGACGUGAAAAAAGGCUCUGACGAUGCAAAGGAAGAAGUAAACAGGAAUGAGAAGGAGGAUGAAGUUACUGCUGCUGGUAAUAAAGCACAAGAAGGUUCUGAUGAUGCCAAUGAAGAAGUAAACAACAGUGAGAAGGGGGAGAAUGCCAAUGUUGAUGGAAAUGAAGAGGGCAAACAUGAUGCAAACGAAGAAGAUGAUAGCCACAAUGUCAAAAGGAACCUUGGAAGCCUUUUAGAGGAGCGCCUGCAGUUGCCUGCUCUGGACCUGGACAAGGGUUGCUCCAUCAUAACAGACCUGAUGGACAAACUCACAGACAUCUUUGGACAAAGCUGGUCCAACAGCUUCUACCCAGUGCCACAACAAGCCAUUGGAGUGGGCAGCGCCUUUGAAGGCUGGAGUCCCCGCGCAGAGGACCUUGUGUACCAUGUGCUUGUCCCACUGAGUCCCCCUCCAGGACAUGCCUUCCACCUGGAGCUGGACACUGCAGGGGUGCUCCAGAGGAACGGCUGUGUCCAUGUGGAGCUGCUGUGCACCUGCACCAGGGAGCAGCUGGGGGAGGACAUGCUGUGUUUCCUCCACAGCUCCGAGGAGGAGCUGAGAAGGGACCAGGACCCCAGCCUCCUGGAUACCCUCUGCACUGACGGCUAUCUGGAUGUGGAGAAAACUGUCCACUGGUUCUACCAAUUCAUGAAAGAAGCCUGGGUGCUGUCGCCUCAAUCGCGCCAUUGGCGUUUAAGAUUGCUGCCCUCCAGCCACUCCUGUAAAUUCCAGCUGAGGAAAGACCAGGAAAGCCUCAUGGUUGAGGUCAUCUUAGGAGUGAGGCAAGGAGACUCAGAUAUCUUUGUGGGCAGCCAGCCUGCAGAAGUAGCUAUGCCAAGCAUAACAUGGCUGGAAACCUACGCCGUGGCAGAGGCAAAAUUCUUUAGACACAUUUCCAGGCAGGCUCCUCAUGACAGCUGGCACUGCAAGUGCCUGCAGCUCCUCAGCCGCAUCCUGACGGGUGGAGGUUUCUCCAGCUAUGCCCUGAAGACAGUGCUGAUGCACCUCCUGAACACCAUACCCCUGACACAGUGGGGCAGGAAGGAUUUCCGGUGGCGCAUUCUGAACAUUGUGAUGUACCUCCGCUGCUCACUGGACGCAAAACAACUGAACCACUUUGUCCUAGGCAACGAGAGGUUUCCCAUGGACAUCAGUUUGCCCUCUGACUUGCGCGUGGCUGGAUCCCCCAACCUAUUCCAGCACCUGGCCAGCAGUCCGGAUGCCCACAAGAAGGCCAUGCAGGAGUACGGGCACCUGCUACAUCAGCUCGAACAAAUGCUGUUCUAAGCAUUUGAGAGAGAUCUUGGUGCACAGAGCUGUGCUUCUGGGGCCUCAUUCACUACAUACAUAAAUACUUUCUAGUUAGUGAAUUUACUAUAUAUAUUAGGACCCCCCCAUUUAGUGAAUUUGCUAAAUAUAUUAGGACACUCUAUUUAAUUUACUAUAGAUAUGAGGACACUCUAGUUAAUGAAUUCACUAUGUAUAUUUGGAUCCUCUAGUUAGUGAAUUUGCUAAAUAUAUUAGGACACUCUAGCUAAUUUACUAUUGAUAUUUUGAUCCUCUAGUUAAGGAAUUUACUAUAUAUAUAUUAGAACCCUCUAGGUAAUUUACUAUAUAUAUUUGGACCCUCUAGUUAGUGAAGUACUGAAUCUUCUUUUGUAAUUGUUUCAAUAAACUCAACUAUUCCAUUAUCUGCACUGUGCAAGCUCUUUGUGAACUCGACCAGGCCUAGAGUAUUUGUAAAUUCCACUAGAUGUGAAUUUGGGACUGGCUGGAAGUAGGCACUGUUAGUAGCAAGCCUUUUUUAACAAAGGCACACCAUUCUCACUCCACAUUGCUCCUGCCCAUGGUCUCCCUGGUGCAGCAGCCACAGAAGACCAUGGUGGCUACUACAAAGAUGAUUUUUGCCCUGUGUUCCCCUUGCACUCUCAGGCCAUGCUGGCCAUUUCACAGGGGCUCUCAAAGUCCCUAGCAGCUCUGGCUGGGCACAAACCAAGCAAGAGACACCGUUGCUGUGCCUCCUUGUGUUCACUGGGGAGACAAUGAAAAUUCUGCUCAUGCCAGACACUCUCCAGGGCUUUGGCACCACAGAAAGUCACUUGUUGGACAUGUGGAACACUAUGGUCUGUGUUAAAAGAACUUAAAAUAGUGAGCUGGAACACCUUUUGAAAGCCGAGAUGUUGGCCAGGAUUCUUGGGAAGCAUGCAGAGGCCAGGUAGGUCAAGACAGAGUUACUUUAGGUUUAGUUUGAUUUUCCUUGACUUUGCUGCUUCUCUCCAGUGGGGUGCUAAUGUUAGAUGGAAAGCCAAUGUGACCAUGGGAAGGAGGAGGAACUGAGGGGCCUCUCAAUCAAAUAUCCUAAAUAUCUUUGUAUAAAGGAACUAGGGCCUUUGGUUCAAGAUAAAAAAAAGCUCUUGAAUAGCACCAGUAUUGCCCUAGAGCCACCUACACAGGUUUGGAUCACCUGCAUUAUGUGUGGUAGAUUCUGAGUGUGAUGUGAUGCUCAUGAGUGCUGCAGAUUUGCGUCUGUCCAUUUAGCAGUGGACUUCACCAAAAAAAUUGAUACUGAAUUGCACCAAAAAUAUUAGCAUGGAAAAUUGUGUAAUUUUCAGCUGAAUGAGAGUAUUUGUCUUCACUGCUGAGGCCAGUGAGCUGUGCAAAGUGGCCUUAUACUUUGUGUGGAAAGGGCAGGGUGUGAAUCCCCAGACAAGAGGGAAGAACAGCUUCCUCCCAAACACAUGUCCUGGCAAAUGGCCAAACACAUGAGUGUCAUACUUGGACAUGAGUGACUUGGAGACAGUAUUAAUGUCAGUAGGUCAUGUAAAGCAUAUGCAGACAAAGACACGAGGAGCAGAAACAGCUACAUUUAAAGAAUUCUGUAUAAACUGCAGGGAAUUAAGGCUUGUACUUUGCAGUUCAUAUGGUUUGAUUUUAAACUCAGAAGUCAGGACUGAAAUGGUUUCAGACUGUUACAUUGGUUCACGUGGUGUAAAGAGGCAUCUCCAAAGGCUUUGCCCCUGUUUGUUUCAUUUCUUUAACACACUGGACAAACCCAGAGGGUGCAAGAGAGACAGGAGAUUGAGGUAAAAUGAGCUACACCAGCUGAGACAAAUGGAACAGGUGGGAUUUGGGCCCUUGUGUGUAUUUGUAGUGUGUUCACAUCUGCCCCUGUAGUGCAAUAGUGGGUGAGUCUACAGCAUCUCUGAGUAGGUGUCCUGGCCGUGUUCUUCUUAACACAGUCUCCCAUGUUAGUAGUGGAAAAUGAACAGCAAAGCAUUUGGCAAAUAUAACUACCUCGUGGAGGCCUCUGACUUGCUGGGGAACACUGAGUUGCACAUAUGUUAGAUGGACAGUUCAGCCAUCCAGGCAACUCUAUCAUGAUCAGCAGCUACAUGGCCUACUUUUUCUCUCAGCAUUUCAGAAUCCCCUUUUGCCCCUCUGCUGUACCAUCUGUGACAGCGUUUUGGCAGGAUUUAAGAUCCUGACCUCUGGACAAUCUGCAGAACCACUGCAGCAGAUAUCACAUUCACAGACCAGGCCAGCUGUCUGCUUUUUGAUGUGUUUUAAACAUCAACCUCUGGAAAGGUCAUGUCAGCCUACAGGGCUCAACCUGUACCAGUACAUGGUCUUUCUUUCACAUCAGUUUCAAAGAAGACUGCUCUUUCCAUACCAGUGACUGUGCCAUAUAUUUCAGAUUUAAAUUGAGGAGUUACUUGAAGUUAAUAGGUUAAAUCCAUCCCAAGCUUCCUGCCCAGACCAUUCUGGAGCUGCCCCUGAGGUCUAACUGGUGCAUCCUAAGCCUUUUAAGUCACCUGCUUAGAUCUCACUGUGAGCAUCUCCACUUUGCCAUGGGCACUGCUGCCACAGGGCAUAUUCUUACUAAAGGAAUUCAGUCUACCUAUGGGAUAACGAGCAGGACCAUCUUGGUCUUACUUAGAAAUUACCGGCUGGUGGCAAUUAUUGAUGGGGCGCUCAGCGGCGUCAGGUCGCAUUCCUGGAGCACCUGGCCCCGCCGUGUGGAGGCGUGUUUUGGGAGCACUGCCGACAACUGCACACCCCGCAGGUUUCUCUUAAAAAAAAUCCACACCAAUGCCCCUGUAGUAGAGUGAAUGACUUGGCUUGCCUUCUGCCUACGAUUAGAGCCAUGACACGUUGGAUGCGUCUGUGGCGCGGCUCAAUUUUGCAGGAGUGAGACUAGCACUGAUUCUGAUGAAUGAAAAAGAUGGGGGAAGGCAGAAGUGUCUGUGCCGACGACUGAAUGUCCCUUCCUCCUCACAGCCAGCACAUUCCAUCUCCAACUCUAAUUAACUGGUCACCCGCUAACCCAUUCUAACACCCAUUCUAACACCCAUUCUCAUCCCUUCCUCCUCACAGCACAGCCAGUACAGCCAGCACAGGUGCUGGUAGGAGCCAGCAUCUGGAGGCUGACAUUCAGGAAACUGAUCAUAAAUAGUAAAGGGUGAGAGUGGCUUGGCUAUUAGCAAAAGUCUCCAGGAAACCAAAGUAUUCUUCAUCCUUCAGGAAACAUCCUUGAAGAAUACCAACAUUAGUGAUCCACACUGCGUGAUUUUGAAGGGUGUCAUCCUAGUCACUCUUUCUGAGCAAGUCUGACCUGUGCCGUAUGUGGUGUAACACUCAGUGAGAGAGUGUCACCUCUGCCUGUGGGGCUGUGCCAAAUCCUUUUGCACACUGUUGGAAAAAUUCUCCUAACAGCCUUUCCCCUCUGCUUUUCGUGAUCAGGGUGGGCAGCCCAUCAGCACCUGAGGUUCAGGUGGAGAGGCCAAUCAGGCAAUUUCCUCGGUUUUGGGGGAACGAAACCACGCCUUCAGCCACACCCCGCACCUGCGGGAACAAAACCGACCGCUCAGCAGCACCUGUUCAAAGCGACGGACGGCGUCAUGGGAGUUGCGGGAGUGAUGGGGCUGUUUCUGCUGCUGCCGCUGGUGAGUGCCUGGUGGGAUUCUGGCCAAGGCUACCGUCUGCGGGCACGGGCUUGCUCACCGCCUGCCUGCCAGGGGUGCUGGCCAUCGCCGGGCUGUCACCGCCGGUACCCUGUGCGCCGCCAGAACCGGAAUACGGCAUUCUGUGCGGGCAAACAGUCUUUAUGCAGCCCUAGGGUGAGGGAGCCUUGUGACUUUUUGUGCCAGCACCGCGCGCGCCGCCGGUUCGGGGCGCCCAGGUGAGGGCGGGGGCCGCGGCCGCGUUACCGGCCCCGCGCCAGAGCCAGACGUCCGCGUUUUGUGGAGAAAAAAGGCUUCCUACGGCUCUAGUGUGCAGCAGCCUUGUGCAGUUUUCUGACUUUUUGUUCUUUAAGAGACUUCAGUAGCUUUCCCGAACUUCGUGUUUGAUGUUCGGGCAAAGCUGUAGUGCCAUCCGUGAGCCCAGCGCCGUCGCGUAAGGCAGCACAUACCAAUGGCUUUACAUCCCGUUUCAGCUCAUUCGCUGCUGUCUUCCGUCUCUACUCGGGGGAGAAAAAGUUACAAGUCAGGAGAGAGUUCUUCAAUAGCUCUCAUGUUUUUUAACUGGGAAACUGGAAAUUUUCUCACCUUCCCACAGAGUUACAGAGAAACUUUUCAGUCUACCUGUGGGAGAGUUUAAAGAUCAGGAGCCUCUUGGUUUUAUUUAGAAGUUGCCGGCUGCUGUCAAUUAGUGCCGGGGCGUUCGGCGGCCGCCCCUUCCCCUCCUGCUUUACUUCUAGAAGUUUUUCUUGUGUGAGCGUUAUGAAAGAUGUGACUCAGGUGUGUCCCUGAGCGCAGGGAAUGAACCUACGCUCGCAUUCCUGGAGCACCUGGCCGUGCCGUGACGAGGCGCUUUGCGGGAGCGCUGCCGACGAGUGCGCGCCCCGCACGUUUAUUCCUCUU
Molecule: messenger RNA, 12160 nt
Organism: Catharus ustulatus (Swainson's thrush)
Lineage: Eukaryota; Metazoa; Chordata; Aves; Passeriformes; Turdidae
Product: inositol 1,4,5-trisphosphate receptor-interacting protein-like 1
Exons: 4
Coding region: 5652-7586 (644 amino acids)
Cellular component (GO): membrane
Source: RefSeq, a predicted model, not a curated record